Molecule: messenger RNA, 1410 nt
Organism: Colletotrichum navitas
Lineage: Eukaryota; Fungi; Ascomycota; Sordariomycetes; Glomerellales; Glomerellaceae
Product: 2-nitropropane dioxygenase
Exons: 1
Coding region: 299-1351 (350 amino acids)
Molecular function (GO): nitronate monooxygenase activity
Source: RefSeq, a predicted model, not a curated record
UGGGCGAGCUGCUGUCCCAAGAAGGCAAUUGCCUCGGUGUGUUUCCCCGCAGCACAACUCCCUAACCCCACACUCUCCCCGGAUUGCCUAGGUAAACUAGUUACGACACGCUUUCCACCGUCAUGGUGUAUGGAAUAUUAAUAGUUGGAUGGGGAUCGCAUUUAUUAUUUUAACAUUUGUUCGAUUCUGUUAUCCCCGUGCCACAACAGCUCCACACUUGUGUACUGCCGUCCCCUUACAUCUAUGGAUUUAGCCUCGCCGUGGUGACCAGACAUAUUUUACACACAACAAGAUCACAAUGGCUCCCACCGGUCCCAUCACUACACCGAUAACCCAGCUGUUGGGCAUCCAGCACCCGAUCCUCCUUGCCGGGAUGGCACGCACGUCCGGUGGACCUCUCGCGGCAGCGGUCUCCAAUGCCGGCGGCCUCGGGGUUAUAGGCGGUUUCAUGUACACGCCCGACCAGCUGCGCGAGAUCAUUGCUGAGAUGAAGGAGAACUUCAAGUCCCCGGACCUGCCGUUCGGUGUUGACCUCGCCCUGCCACAAGUUGGAGGCAACGCUCGCAAGACGAAUCACGACUACACGGGCGGCAAGCUCGACGAGCUCAUCGACAUCACCAUCGAGUCCGGCGCCCGACUGUUCGUCAGCGCGGUUGGCGUGCCGCCCAAGAGCGUCAUUGACAGGCUGCACGCUGCAGGUAUCUACGUCAUGAACAUGGUUGGUCAUCCAAAACACGCCAUCAAGGCGCUUGAUCUCGGUGUCGACAUUGUUUGCGCUCAGGGCGGCGAGGGUGGCGGCCACACGGGCGACGUGGCGAACUCGGUUCUCAUCCCGGCCGUUGUCGACGUCGCGCGGCGGUACCGGCCCAAGAUGCUCAAGGGAGGACCCGCGCUCGUCAUUGCUGCGGGCGGAAUUUACAACGGCCGCUCGCUGGCGAGCUCGCUGAUGCAAGGCGCCGUGGGCGUGUGGGUCGGCACACGCUUCGUGGCGUCCGUCGAGGCUGGGUGCAGCGAGGAACACAAGCAGGAGGUUGUGUCGUGCGGGUUUGAUGGUACAGAGCGCACGCUUGUGUUGUCUGGGCGGCCGUUGCGGAUGAAAACAAAUGACUAUAUCCGCAAGUGGCAUUCGCAGCCAGCCAAGAUCAGGCAGCUUUGCGACGAGGGGGUGGUCCCGAUCGAACUUGAUUUUGAGCAAGGCAACGACAUUGACCCGCCGCAUCUGAUGGGUCAAGUUGCGGGUGCAAUCGAAAAGAUCCAACCUGCUGGCGAGAUUGUGGACGAGAUGGUCAAGGAGGCAGUCGAUCAACUGAAGCUCGGGCAGGUGUAUUUGGGUCAGCGGAGCAAGCUAUGAAAGAAGUUUGUAAACAUGAGGUACUGUAUGAUCUGCUCGAGUAACGGGAUAAGUGUAAC